UCAUCAACGCGUUGGUAUAUAUACUUAAAACUGUACAAUCACUGAACUUCAUAAGCAAAUAGCAACAGUAUUAAGUAACCAUAAUGACUGUGGCAUCUCCCAAAAAUACUGGCGAACAAGCCUAUCUUGACUUAUGUGAACGGAUUAUAAAUGAGGGAGAAUUUCGUCCUGAUAGAACUGGAACUGGUACUAAAUCAUUAUUUGCACCACCUCAAUUAAGAUUUGAUCUCUCUAAUGAUACUUUCCCAUUAUUAACUACUAAGAAAGUCUUUUCUAAGGGGAUUAUUCAUGAACUUUUAUGGUUUGUAGCAGGAAGUACUGAUGCAAAAGUUUUAAGUGAUAAAGGAGUUAAGAUUUGGGAAGGAAAUGGAUCAAGAGAAUUUCUUGAUAAAUUAGGUUUAACUCAUCGUAGAGAAGGUGAUUUAGGUCCAGUAUAUGGAUUUCAAUGGAGACAUUUUGGAGCAGAAUAUAUUGAUUGUGAUACAGAUUAUACAGGUCAAGGAUUUGAUCAAUUACAAGAUGUUAUUAAAAAAUUAAAGACAAAUCCUUAUGAUAGAAGAAUAAUUAUGUCAGCAUGGAAUCCACCAGAUUUUGCAAAAAUGGCUUUACCACCUUGUCAUGUAUUUUGUCAAUUUUAUGUAAGUUUCCCAAGUGAACAAUCUCCUGAACCAAAUACUUCAAAACAAUCAAAAUCUUCUUCAAGACCAAAAUUAUCAUGUUUAUUAUAUCAACGGUCUUGUGAUAUGGGAUUAGGUGUACCAUUUAAUAUUGCAUCUUAUGCUUUAUUAACUAAAAUGAUAGCUCAUAUUGUUGAUAUGGAUUGUGGUGAAUUCAUUCAUACUUUAGGUGAUGCUCAUGUAUAUUUAGAUCAUGUUGAACCACUUAAAGAACAAAUUACAAGAAUUCCAGGAACUUUCCCUAAAUUAAUUAUUAAAGAAGAAAGAAGAGAUGAAAUUAAAUCUAUUGAUGAUUUCAAAUUUGAAGAUUUCGAAAUUGUCGAUUAUAAUCCUCAAUCAGUUAUUAAAAUGAAAAUGAGUGUUUAAAUUGUUUUAAACUAUGUAUAUUAGAA
Messenger RNA from Scheffersomyces amazonensis, 1069 nucleotides. It is a transcript of the gene CDC21, whose product is annotated as thymidylate synthase. Gene Ontology annotation, biological process: dTMP biosynthetic process. Gene Ontology annotation, cellular component: mitochondrion; cytosol. The transcript has a single exon. Lineage: Eukaryota; Fungi; Ascomycota; Pichiomycetes; Serinales; Debaryomycetaceae. Gene Ontology annotation, molecular function: thymidylate synthase activity. The record is from RefSeq and is a predicted model, not a curated record. The coding region runs from base 84 to 1043 and encodes 319 amino acids.